GAAGCGGUGAGUUCCGAGUAGUGCACGUCGCUGGCAAACUGCCCAGGAGGCGGCCAACAGGACUGCACGGAAUGGAAGCCCAGAUCUCAGGACCAGCAAUACUCUGCACCGGGUGCCACACAACAUGAGCCUAUCCUUCUUGCUGCUGCUCUCCUUAGUACCAAUCGCAUAUGAUGAAGAUGUCGUGGGACCUCAUGUUGAUGUGCAGGUGGAAGUGGAAAACUCUACCAGUAUCCAUAUUAAGUGGGACUCACAUCUUCAUUCUGUAUUGCAAUGUGUUCUGGUCAUCUUCGUAAAAGGAAGCAAGGAAGAUGAGAUAUUUUUACUGCCCAGAAAUGGAAGUUUGAAGCUAACAGAUCGCAAGACUGGGACUCUUUACACUAUCAGUGUCAACUGUUUCAAUGGAGAAACGAUACUCAAGUCUUCAAAUAUCAGCAUUGAUACAGGUAUCGCGCCAAGUUUUCACCCAUUGACAUCUCUGUACACAUCAAGACCAGGAACUCAGUCGACAUUAGGCAAUCAACUGAAUGAUGCCAAGAUACUCAGUUCGGAUGUACUGACUGGAGCUGUGUUCGGUUGCAUUGGUGGCGUAAUCCUGAUAUAUCUGUCCUAUUCAUUUUAUAAAAAGUGGAGAAUGGAUGAAAGAUUCCGUACAUUCUUAAGGCUUCGCCGCAAUGCAGAAGUGGCGCCUUACUUCAUUUUUGGCGAGAACGAAGAGAAUGCUGGGUGAUCAAUUCAUCAUCCUGAAGAGACUUAUGCACAAUGUAAUUUUAAUGCCUUAUUUGCACAUUCUGCAAUUUGGAUUGUUAACGAUAUUCAAGCCUGUUCUGCAGAACUCUGUUGGAUUUUGAAACAGGAUGACAGAAUCACGGAAUACUUACAGCACAAGGGGAGGACAUUUGCCCCAUUGCAUCUGUGUUGUUCUCUAGAGGGGUAGUUCAUUAGUGUCUCCAUCUCCACCUUCUCCCCAUAACCCUGCAUUUCCUUCCUUUACAGAUAAUAAUCCAGUCCUCUCUUGGAAACUGUGGUUGGAUUUUCCCCUACCACAUUCUUAAGCAAUGUAUUCAGGAAACUAACUACUUGCUCUGUGAAGAUAUUCUUCCUCAUGUCGCCAUUGUUUCUUUUGUAAGUUUUUAAAAAAAAUCUGUGCCCUCUGCUUCUUGAUUUUUUUCCCAUUGUGAAUAGUUUCUUCUCAUUCUGUCCAAACCCCUCAUGAUUUUGAAUCCCUCUGUCAAGUCUUCUCUCAAAUUUUUCCUCCCCAAGAAGAAAAGUCCAAAUUUCUCCAGUUUAUGCAAUUGAAGUUCUUCAACCCUGGAACCAUUAUUGUGAAUGCUUUCUGCACUCUCUCAUGCCUUCACAUCCUUCCUAAAGUGUGUCACCCAGAACUGAAAAUAAUAUUCCAGUUUAUGCAAGUUUAACAUAGCUUCCUUACAUUUGAACUCUAUAGCCUUAUUAAUAAAACCAAGGAUUCUGAAUGCUUUAUUAACUUUCUCAAUCUGUCCUGCCUGCUUCUAUGAUUCCUACACAUAAGCUGUCAGGAUGCUCUGCUCUUGUACCCUCUUUAGAUUUGGAGACUUUACCUUAUCUUAUCACUUCAUGUUCAUAUGACCACAAUCACUUAACUUAAAACUUCUUGGCAUUAAAUUUCAUCUGGCACUUAUGUACCCAUUCCCCAACCUGCGUGUGUCUUUUUGAUGGUCUACACUAUCCUCCUCAUGGUUAAGAAAACAGAGAAGUUUUCUAUCAACUGCAAAUUUUGAAAUUGUGCUCUGCGUUCUGGAUGAGGUCAUAAAUCAGGAGCCAUGGGUCCUAAUGGACCCCUAGCAACUGAAUCAUAAACUUUCUUGAAUUCUACUGUGGGGAAGCUUAUCGAACGCCAUGCUGAAAUCCAUAUCAACCAGUUUACUCUCAUCUACCUGUUUGGUCACCUUCUCAAAGAACUCAAUAAGGUUUGUGAGGCACAACCUUCGCUUCACAAAACCGUGCUGACUAUCCCUAAUCAAUUUAUUCUUUUCUAGAUGAUUAUAAAUCCUAUGCCUUGUAACCUUUUCCAACACUUUACCAACAACUGAGGUAAGGCUCACAGGUUAUAAUUACCAGGGUUGUCUCUACUCCCCUUCUUGAACAGGGGAACCACAUUUGCUAUCCUCCAGUCAUCUGGCACUAUUCCAGGAGACAAUGACGAGUUAAAGAUCAAUGCCAAAGGCUCGGCAAUCUCCUCCCUGGCUUCCCAGAGGAUCCUAGGAUAAAUCCCAUCCGGCCCAGGGGACUUAUCUAUCUUCACACACUGUAGGAUUUCUAAUACCUCUUCCUUGUGAACCUCAAUCCCACCUAGUCUAGUAGCCUGUAUCUCAGUAUUCUCCUCGACAACAUUGUCAUUUUCUAGAGUGAAUACUGUUGAAAAAUAUUCAUUUAGUGCUUCCCCUAUCUCCUCUGACUCCACACACAACUUCCCACUACUAUCCUUGACUGGCCCUGAUCUUACUCUCGUCAUUCUUUUAUUCCUUAAAUACCUAUAGAAAGCCUUAGGGUUUACCCUAAUCCUAUCCGCCAACAACUUCUUAUGUCUCCUCCUGGCUCUUCUGAGCUCUCUCUUUAGGUCUUUCCUGACUACCUCGUAGCCCUCAAGCGCCCUAACUGAGCCUUCACAUCUCGUCCUAACAUAAGCCUUCUUCUUCCUCUUGACCAGAGAUUCCACUUCCUUCGUAAACCACAGCUCCCGUGCUCUACAGCUUCCUCCCUGCCUGACAGGUACAUACUUAUCUAGAACACACAGGAGCUUUUCCUUGAAUAAGCUUCACAUUUCUAAUGUGCCCAUCCCCUGCAGUUUCCUUCCCCAUUCUAUGCUCCCUAAAUCUUGCCUAAUCUCAUCGUAAUUGCAUUUCCCCCAGCUAUAACUCUUGCCCAGUGGUAUACACCUAUCCCUUUCCAUCACUAAAGUAAACAUAACAGAAUUGUGAUCGCUAUCACCAAAGUGCUCACCUACUUCCAAAUCUAACACCUGGCCGGGGUGAUUACCCAGUACCAAAUCUAAUGUGGCUUCACCCCUUGUUGGCCUGUCUACAUACUGUGUCAGGAAGCCCUCCUUUCUUCAGAGCUGUGUUGUGCAGAACUUGUUCAAAUACUUUUUGAAAGACAUUAACAGUAAUGCUUUCAUCUAACCUCUCUCUUAUGGCAUCAAAAUCACAAGCAAGCUAGUUAUUAUUUCACCACUAACUAAUCUAUGUUGGCUUUCUUUUCUUCAUCCAUAACUGCCAAAUUUACUAUUAAUUUUGUACCAAAUGAUUGGAGCUUCUUCACCACUAAAGUUAAACUGACUGCCCUAUAGUCCUUGAUUUAUCUUUGUACACAGUUUGAAGAAAGGUGUAACAUUUGCAAUUUCCCAGUCCUCUGGCACCACCUGCUGAAUCAUUGGAAGACUGGAAAAUUAUGGUCUGCCAUUUCUAAUGUCACGUCUGUCAGUAUCCUUAAAUGCAUUUCAGUGAGACCUGGUGCCUUAUCAACUUUCCAGGUGGCAUAUCCAAUAACACUUCCCAUUUUAGCAUUAUCUGCACAGCAUCCUCUUCCUUGAUAAGGAUAGAUAAAAAGUUAAUAUCCUUGCCAUACGUCUUGCUUUCAUUUGUAAAUCCCCUUUAUGGUUCCUAAUUGUCCCUGCUGCACCUUUUACCAAAUUUUCCUAAUUAUAUACCUGGAGAAGGCUUCUGAAUUCACCUUUAUUUUAGCUGCCAGUUUCUUUUAUAUACUCUCUCUUUGCUUCUAUAGCUUUUUUUUUAACUUGUCCUCUAAAACCUCUGUACUCGGUCUAGGUCUUGGCUCACCUGAAAUUUGACAUAACACAUUGCUUUAUUUUCAUUUUACUUUCUAUCUCAUUUGUCAUCACGAAAUUCUACGAUGAUUUGGCUACCUUUCCCCUGGUGGAAUAUGCCUUAAUUGUGCCUGAAGGAUCUCUUCUUUAAAGGGAGCUAGUGGUUUAGUUUCAGUCUUGUCUGUCACUCUUUGAUACCAAUUUACCUGGGUGAUAAUGAAACAACAUUUUUGUCAGUAUUCAGGUUGAAUAUUGGUUUGUCAGUGAGAUUCACUUAUUCACUCAGAACACUACUAUACCCUGUCUCUACGUAGUCCUAAGCUGCAGGGUAACUACAUCCAUUAAUAUACUACACAUAAAGCUCUAAGCCUCAUGGACAUGCUGCAGUGACACCAGCUGCUUAUUUUUAUUUCCAUUUUUUCAAACUCUGCUGUAUGACUGAUCCGGCUCCUGAUUCCCUCUUCAGUAAGGUGAUGGACCUGAAGCCAAGCCUUCACUUUAUCUUCUCCCUCGUGCUGUCAGUUUCUUCCUGUGCCAUUCCAGCACCAGGUUCUCUCCUUUGGUAACAAACAAAUUUAUCUGGUUGAAAAAGAAGCAAUUGGAUAUAUCCAUGCUGGUUUUUGAUAGCUGUCGACCUCUAGAUCUGUAAUGCUCACUAUAACGCUCACAAUCCUUCUGUUUGCAGUUACGUUCAGACCUUUUGUGAAUCGGAGCAUUCUUCAUUCUGCGAGUUUUUACCUCUUAUAAUUUCAUUGAAAGAGGAUUCUUUCUCAUGAGCUUUAGAGUUUGAUAAGUCACAUUUUGUAACUUGUUUAUUUCUGUAACUUUGUAAAAUCAAUCUGAAUAAUAUAUAUUAUGAUGAA
Messenger RNA from Stegostoma tigrinum, 4668 nucleotides. RefSeq lists its product as uncharacterized. The transcript is spliced from 6 exons. Gene Ontology annotation, molecular function: protein binding. Lineage: Eukaryota; Metazoa; Chordata; Chondrichthyes; Orectolobiformes; Stegostomatidae. Bases 125 to 730 code for a protein of 201 amino acids. The record is from RefSeq and is a predicted model, not a curated record.